Messenger RNA from Ilyonectria robusta, 711 nucleotides. RefSeq names its product DASH complex subunit Duo1-domain-containing protein. Gene Ontology annotation, cellular component: mitotic spindle; DASH complex. The transcript has 2 exons. Gene Ontology annotation, biological process: mitotic cell cycle. The coding region runs from base 1 to 711 and encodes 236 amino acids. The record is from RefSeq and is a predicted model, not a curated record. Lineage: Eukaryota; Fungi; Ascomycota; Sordariomycetes; Hypocreales; Nectriaceae.
AUGGCCGACGAUACAACACAGCUCACCGAGUCCGACAUCUGGGCCUCGCCCUCUCGAGUCAAUGCCCCACUUGCCUCUCGACCACGAACACCCAAGACACCCAAGACUCCCAGGACUCCGAAGACCCCCUUAGUCCAAGACCGUCCCACCGAGCCCAUCGACCAUGAGGCUGCCCUGCGCAAGGAGCUCGAGGGAGUCCGGGGUAUUAAUGAGGGCCUCGAGGGUGUAAUUGCCUCCCUGGAGCGCGCCGGGGGUAACAUGGAUACCGUAUUCAAAACCGUAAACAAUGCCUCCGUUCUCCUCAGCAGCUGGACCCGGAUAUUAUCCCAGACCGAGCACAACCAGCGAUUAAUCUUAGAUCCCGGUUGGAAGGGCGCAACCGAGGACGUCGCCGAACAAGAGGCCGAGGCGCUCAAGAAGCAGCUGGCUGCCGAGAGACGAGCGGCCGAGGAAGAGCAGAGGCGAGAAGAGGUCCGUCGCCGACGGGAAGAAGAAGAAGAGAGGCGGAGACUGGCGCCAGUUGCCUCCACCCGGGGUUCUCGAGGAGUUGCCAGAGGGACGCGGGCGAGAGGUAGAACCACUGCUCGUGGUACUAGCACAAGCUCAAGCUACCUGUCAGAAAGCAGCACAUCGGGUCUGCCCAGCAGUCGCGGAACAUCCAAAAUUGGCAGAGGGUUUGGCAUUGGGAGAGGUCGACCUCGAGGGGCGUGA